Messenger RNA from Macrosiphum euphorbiae (potato aphid), 1992 nucleotides. The record is from the annotation of a GenBank genome assembly. Lineage: Eukaryota; Metazoa; Arthropoda; Insecta; Hemiptera; Aphididae.
AUGUUUCGACCAUGGGAAAUGUGCUCGACAGCUGCAGCUGAGGCUGAUGAACCCCAACAACUUAAAAACACUCAUGUAAAUUUAAAAUGGGUCAUGGCUUACUUGGAAUAUAGUGUUUAUCCAGCUAGUAUUCCUGAUAAAGGUAGCCGAGCAAACUUCAGGAGAUGUUGUCGACCAUUUGUAGUAAAAGACGGAGUUCUUUAUUACAAAAGGACGAUGGCCAAAGUAAUAAUUACUCCAGAAGAACGAACACAAAUCAUUAAAUUGGUUCAUGAUGGUGCUGAUAGUUCUUUGGAAGCAUCGGCUUUGUCUUCACAUCAUGGUCGCGACGCCACACAGAAACUUUUGAGAAAGCGAUACUUUUGGCCAUCAAUGUUGAAUGAUGUGAGAGAAUACAUCAAGCAGUGUGAUGCCUGCCAAAAAGCAAACCCUGCGACAUUAAAAGUUAUUCCUGAUUUACAAUCGGUUUCAGUACCUAAGCAAGUGUUCAAACAAAUCGGUGUUGAUAUUAUGACACUUCCAGUAGUCGAUAACAUGAAAUAUGUUGUAGUAGCAAUCGAUUAUUUUUCUAAGUGGUCCGAAGCAAGAGCACUUCCGGAUAAAAGUGCAGAAUCAGUUGCUCGCUUCCUGUACGACGAUAUAAUCUGUAGACAUGGCUGUCCUUUAAUUCAUAUUACUGAUCAAGGAAGAGAAUUUCUUAACAAACUCAUAUCAGAAUUGUUUCGCUUAACUGGUACCAAGCAAAGAGUGACUUCGGUGUAUCAUCCUCAAGCGAAUGGUUUAGUUGAACGCCAGAACAGAACUAUAAAAAACUGCUUCCUCAAAGUUCUGCAAGAUAAUAGUAAUAAGUGGCCUUAUAUUUUGCAAGGUGUACUAUUUGCACAUCGUACGACUCAACAUACUUCAACAAAUUUUUCUCCUUUCCAAGUCUUAUAUCAAAGAGAACCCGUAUUGCCUGUUGAUAUUUGUAAUUUAAGAUCAACAGAAGAAGGCACGAUAAUAUCUGAUGAUCUUAGUAUCAUAUCCGAUGAUGACGUAUUUGAUAAAGUUGCUUUUCAUAAAACAUUUGAAAAAAUGUUAAAUAUGAGAAGUAUAAUGGAAGAUAAAGUCCAUACAAACAUAGAAAAUGCUCAAGUACGGCAACAAGUUUCAUACAACAAACGCCAUAAAACUGAUAGUGUGUUUAAUGUGAAUGACAAGGUUUUACUGAGAAACCUCAAGAGAGAUGACCGUAAAGGAGGUUGGAGUUCACUUCCCUGGAAACCAAAAAUUGGUUAUUAUAUUAUUGAUUCCAUAAAUUCAAAUAAAACCUGUGUCCUAAUGUAUAAAGGCAAAGUUAUGAAAACAAGGCAAAACUUGUCAAAUUUAAAACAUUAUUUUGAUAAAGAUAUACAAGUUGAUGAUGAUAUUCUAGAAAUUCCAGGAAAUGUAUAUCAAAAUAUUGUUUCAAGAUAUUAUAAUCCGGUUUCGUACUUGUGGCAAAAGAUGCAAUGUAGAUACUUCAAUUUGACGAUUAAGCAUUUCCAUAGACUAUCUUCAGUACCUAAAGUCUUGAAUAAUCCAUCAACGACAAUAGAUAUAAUUGGUGACGGUAAUUGCUUUUAUAGAGCCUUAUCGUGGUGGAUUACGGGUGAUGAAGAUUCUCAUGCAAUAAUUAGGAAAGAGCUGAAAAAGUUUGUAAGAAAUGAUGAUAAAGUAAUUAAAUUUAUUGGUGGCCAAACUCAGAUGGAAGACUAUUUAAUAAGCAACCCUAUUGGGAAGAAUGCGAUUUGGGCUACUGAAGUUGAGCUAUUUGCUGCAGCUCUAUUAAUGAACACAACUAUAAUGGUAUAUACUUUUUCCAACAAACCAGAUUGGCAAGUAUUCCAUAAAUCUGGUAAAAUUCCAGAAGUAUUUAAUAUACAUGAAAAAUGUAUAUACUUAAUUAACUCAAAUAGUAACCAUUUUGAUGUUGUUACGAGUGUUGUAACUUCUGUAGAAGAUCUAAAAUAA